Messenger RNA from Dreissena polymorpha, 2396 nucleotides. Its product is annotated as neuronal acetylcholine receptor subunit alpha-7-like. Gene Ontology annotation, molecular function: acetylcholine-gated monoatomic cation-selective channel activity; transmembrane signaling receptor activity. The record is from RefSeq and is a predicted model, not a curated record. The transcript is spliced from 10 exons. Bases 1 to 1518 code for a protein of 505 amino acids. NCBI's taxonomy places the organism in Eukaryota, Metazoa, Mollusca, Bivalvia, Myida, Dreissenidae. Gene Ontology annotation, cellular component: postsynaptic membrane; synapse; neuron projection. Gene Ontology annotation, biological process: nervous system process; regulation of membrane potential; chemical synaptic transmission.
AUGAAAACGGUUCAUUUCAUACAGUUUGCGGCAUCUCUGUUCCAUUUUGCUAUUAACUUUUCCGAGCAAGGAUCCAACGAGUUGCGGCUACUACACUAUCUAUUCGAAGAUAGAUUUUACAGUCCGUUCGAGCGUCCAGUGGCGAACGAGUCCAUGCCGAUAAGGGUCAACUUCACCUUAGACCUUCAACAGAUCAUUGAUGUGGACGAGAAGAACCAAAUAAUCCAUACAAACAUCUGGUUACAAAUGAAAUGGCGUGCUUCCAAUCUAGUCUGGGACCCAGCGGAAUACGGUGGAAUAGACUCAAUCCGGGUACCUGCCCAAAAAAUCUGGCUGCCAGACAUACUUAUGUACAACAGCGCAGACGAGAAGUUUGACGCCACGUUCCACACGAAGGUUGUUGUCAAUAGCGACGGGUCCUGCCUCUGGGUGCCUCCCGGCAUGCUGAAGAGCACGUGCUCCAUAGAUAUAACGUGGUUCCCGUUUGAUGACCAGAAGUGUGACAUGAAGUUCGGUUCCUGGUCGCACGACGGUCGCUACCUUGACCUGCAUAUGGAGGAUCCAAACGGUGGUAACACUCAGACAUUCUAUAGGAACGGCGAAUGGGAACUCCUAGGCGUGCCGGUAAAGCGUAACGUGAUGUCGUACGAGUGCUGCCCGGAGUUCUACAUCGAUCUGGUGUAUACGAUCCACAUCCGGCGUCGCACCCUCUACUACGGCUUUAACAUCAUCAUCCCCUGCCUCCUCAUCUCCUCCAUGUCACUGCUGCUCUUCCUCCUGCCUCCUGACGCCGGUGAAAAGAUCUCCCUCGGUGUGACCAUCCUACUUUCGCUGAUGGUAUUCCUGUUGUUGGUAGCUGAGACCAUGCCGCCCACCUCGGACGCACUUCCGCUCAUAGGUAUCUAUUUUUGCUGUAUCAUGGUCAUGACGUCGCUGUCAGUCCUGUUUACAGUUGUCGUUCUUAACUUUCACUACCGCGGACCGGAAACACAUGAGUUGCCAAUAUGGGUAAAAAUUGGUGUCAAUACAGCGCUUGCAGGAGUCUUGUGCAUGCAGAGACCCCCAGCAGAAAAACGUCGCCAAAGCGUCUGCUGUCAUAGGUUAGGAGACAUUCCACUAGGUGAUCGAUCUAACCAUUUCUUGCUUCCAAAUUUGUUGGAGUCCGAGGACGAAUACAGAUACCAACAGGAGAACAAUGGAAUAAGCUACCUUACCCGUGGGGAUUCAGAUCGGAGCCGUCCACCAAGUGUUUCGCUAAAUGAUGGUACCCCGCAACAGUAUCCUGAUGGAAGAUUCUUGGAAAACGCUAACGGAUUGGUGCGAAAUUUAUCGAGUAUUUUAAUCGAGGUUCGUAAGGUAACAGCAAAACUUCGACAAGAGGAGGAAGAAACAGAAAUUAAGAAUGAAUGGAGAUUUGCAGCGUUGGUUAUAGAUAGGCUGUGUUUGUGGAUAUGUUUGGUCACCACGCUCGUUUCCACUCUCGCCAUUUUGUGCUCCGCGCCACAUCUCGUCGCGUGAAGUGUGAGAGAUUUUAAUCGUAAAAAAGGCGUACUGGAUUUGGUUUUCGCUUAUCAUAGAGCAUUCACUCGAUGAUUAACAUACAAUUUGCGACUUCAAUCAAGAGGUUCUGUUUGCUUUUGAUGAUUUUUAUCUUUCGUCACUGAAAAUAAACACAAACAUUCUAAGAAAGAGAUGUUGGUGAAAAGGUUAAGUUUUGAAAUGAUUAAUUGUUGGAAUAUGUGUGAUUGUUUGAGAAAUGUAUUAGGGGCGAUUAAAUAAUGACUUGGAUAUGAUGGUUAUAGACUGGUUUAGAGGUUGUUUAAAUAUACAUGUAAGUGAUUGUUUUAUGUACAAAUGUGAAUGAUAUCUAUUUGUGUUCUGAAGUUAAACUUUACUCUUAUUUUGAACUAUAAUUCUGUUGUUACUCAGACAUGCAAGAAAACAUUUCACGUUGAACUGUACGUUUUAGUUAGCUAUAAUUUGCAUUGAAACCUAUGGAACUCAUGUGUAAACGUGUAUACAAUUGUACUUAAGACGCUUUAGAAGUCGAAAAGGUUGAAAUAUGUAUAAAUGCACAUUGAAAAAUGAUAUAUUUAAAGAAUUUCAAAAACUUCAAACAUAGUAUCACCAUAGGUUUUCACGUUUAUGUAAUUAAUAUGAUUCGGUUCUUCACACACCAAAGCAAUUUAUAUCAAUAUAAUGUACUGUGAAUAAGAAGACAUAUUUCCCUUUACACGAACGUGUUGCCAAAGCCAUUGCUUUGCAGACCGAUUUGAGGUUUACUAGUUUGGAUUCAGUGAUUAUACGUACAUGUUCUAAAAGCAACAUGUUUUGACUACUUUGUAAUUAUAUUAUUCUAUAUUUUUCCAGAACUUUAUUAAAAAAUGUCUUCCGUU